Nymphaea colorata (pocket water lily) is the source of this 5239-nucleotide messenger RNA. Its product is annotated as 5-oxoprolinase 1. Gene Ontology annotation, biological process: glutathione metabolic process. The record is from RefSeq and is a predicted model, not a curated record. Gene Ontology annotation, cellular component: cytosol. The coding region runs from base 578 to 4396 and encodes 1272 amino acids. The transcript has a single exon. Gene Ontology annotation, molecular function: 5-oxoprolinase (ATP-hydrolyzing) activity. Lineage: Eukaryota; Viridiplantae; Streptophyta; Magnoliopsida; Nymphaeales; Nymphaeaceae.
GAGGAAACCACCGCCGCCGCUCAUCACAAUUCGUCGCUGUCCAGUUGCAGCAGAGCCAUUAUCUUGUAUCCUUGCUUUGGCCCAGUGAUCUUCUGUACUUUUUGUUUUUGUCCUUUUAAAAAAUCUUUGUUUUGCCGGACGCUCUCGCCAUAUACGAUUUUUAUGAUAUCAAACAUCGCCGGAGAAAGAGACCGAGAGAGCAAUUUUCUUCAUCUCUUCGCCGCUUCCCCAACAGGGUCUGCAUCCUCUCCUUCCAACCUUCGUGAAGAAAAGGAAAAAUACAUGAAACCCGUGUAGUUUUCUUCAAUUUCCUCCACUUACGCGUUCUUUCUGCCUCUCUCGUGCACCAUUGUGAUAGCUGAUCCGUUGAGGAAGUUUCAGAAGAGAAGGAAGAGUCCCGGGUUACUUCGAUGGCCUUUUGAACAUUGAGAAAUGUGUGUUCAUUGUGCUGGUCGGUCAUCUGAAGGACAAGAAGUUGUUAAUUUGGGCAUCGAUCAUUUGAAAAGCAGAGCUCUAGGCUGCAUUAUCGACAAUUGAACGAGUGGGUUUUGAGAGUUGAAGUUUGGAAUCGAAGAAGAUGGAGUUUCAGAAGCAUGAGAAGUUCAGGUUCUGCGUAGACAGGGGAGGGACUUUUACUGACAUCUAUGCCGAAGUCCCCGGCCAGGCGAAUGUGAGGGUGAUGAAGCUCCUUUCCGUCGACCCGGCAAACUAUGAGGACGCGCCCGUCGAGGGCAUCCGCCGGAUACUGGAGGAGUUUACCGGGGAGCUAAUCCCGCGGACAGGGAAGAUCCCCACUGCGAGGAUUGAGUGGAUUCGGAUGGGAACCACCGUCGCGACGAACGCCCUUCUGGAGAGGAAGGGCGAGAGGAUCGCCCUCUGCGUCACCAGGGGCUUCCGCGACCUUCUGCAGAUAGGAGACCAGGCGCGGCCGGAUAUCUUCGACAUCAGGGCGGUGAAGCCGUCAACCCUCUACGAGGAGGUGGUGGAGGUCGAUGAAAGGGUCGAGUUGCUGCUCGCCGACGAGGUCGAAGGUGCCGCCGGAGGAGGCGAUUUUCACCGGGGAGUAUCAGGCGAGUUUAUUCGCGUUGUCGAGCCGCUGAACAAGGAGACUCUCCAGGAGAAGCUCUGCGCAUUGUUGCAGAAGGGAAUUCGCUGCCUAGCGGUGGUUCUGAUUCACUCCUACACCUAUCCACAACACGAAUUGGAGGUAGAACGCCUCGCCCUGAACUUGGGAUUCAAACACGUAUCCAUCUCUUCAUCCUUAACUCCAAUGGUUCGAGCCGUUCCUCGUGGCCUUACGGCUACAGUGGAUGCGUAUCUUACCCCUGUUAUCAAGGAAUACCUCUCCGGGUUCAUGUCCAGAUUUGAAGAAGAUGGUCGGAAUAAGGUGAACGUGUUGUUCAUGCAAUCGGACGGCGGUCUUGCACCGGAAUGCAGCUUUUCCGGCCACAAGGCCGUCUUAUCAGGCCCCGCCGGAGGCGUCGUUGGCUAUGCCAAGACGCUUUUUGAGCUUGAGACGACAAAACCUCUUAUUGGAUUCGACAUGGGGGGCACUUCAACGGAUGUGAGCCGCUUCGCUGGCUCGUUCGAGCAGGUGAUACAGACUGAAAUCUCCGGCGCCAUAAUUCAGGCUCCCCAGCUCGACAUUAACACUGUUGCAGCUGGCGGCGGGUCGAAAUUGAAAUUCCUGGUGGGUGCAUUCCACGUCGGGCCGGAAUCCGUUGGUGCUCACCCUGGGCCGGUUUGUUACAGGAAAGGAGGAGAAUUGGCCGUUACGGAUGCUAAUCUAAUUCUGGGGAGAGUGAUACCUGGCUAUUUUCCGGCGAUUUUUGGUCCCAAUGAAGAUGAACCACUUGAUGUUGAGGCUGCCAAGGAAGAGUUCAGGAAGCUUGCUAAGGACAUUAAUGAUUACAGAAAAACCCAGGACGCCUUAGCUAAAGAUAUGAGCAUAGAGGAGAUUGCGCUUGGAUUUGUCGAAGUGGCGAACGAGACAAUGUGCAGGCCUAUUCGCCAGCUUACAGAGAUGAAAGGGUAUGAGACCAGGAACCACGCUCUUGCGUGCUUCGGCGGUGCUGGCCCUCAGCAUGCUUGUGCCAUUGCCAGAUCAUUGGGCAUGUCUGAGGUUCUCAUUCAUAGAUUCUGCGGUAUCCUGAGCGCCUACGGUAUGGGCAUGGCUGAUGUUGUACAAGACGUGCAGGAGCCUUACGCAGCUGUCUAUGAACCUGAAUCGAUGGCUGAAGCAGCAAGCAGAGAUGCUGCAUUGACGGAGCAAGUCAGACAGAAGCUUCGGGAUCAAGGUUUUGACGACGAUAGUACUAAGACUGAGUCGUUUUUGAACCUGAGGUACGAAGGGACUGAUACUGGAAUCAUGGUUAAGAAGCCUGAAGAUGAGGGGGAUGACUAUGUCAGUAAGUUUGUCAAGCUGUUUCGGCGAGAAUACGGAUUCGAACUUCAGAACAGGAAGAUACUGAUCAAUGAUGUACGCGUUCGAGGAAUUGGCGUGACCAACAUACUGAAACCUCCACUGAUGGAUCAGACUACUGGGCCUCCUAAGGUUGAGUGCCACUGUGAUGCCUUUUUUGGAAGUGGGUGGUGCAAGGCGCCAUUGUAUAAGCUUGAAAAUCUUGGGUCCGGUCAUGUCAUAGGCGGUCCAGCAAUUAUCAUGAAUGGUAACAGCACUGUAAUCGUGGAACCUCUCUGUAAAGCAAUUAUUACCAAGUACGGGAACAUAAAAAUUGAGAUUAAUUCUGCUCCAAGCUUGGUGAGUGCAGCUGGUAAGAUUGCAGAUGUAGUGCAAUUGUCUAUUUUCAAUCACAGAUUCAUGGGCAUCGCUGAGCAGAUGGGUCGAACUCUUCAAAGAAUUUCCAUAUCCACCAACAUCAAGGAGCGACUCGACUUUUCUUGUGCUCUUUUCAGUCCGGAUGGAGGAUUGGUUGCCAAUGCGCCUCAUGUUCCAGUUCAUUUAGGGGCGAUGUCAAGCACAGUAAAAUGGCAGCUUAAUUACUGGGGCGAGAAUUUGAAAGAGGGAGAUGUUUUAGUUGCUAAUCACCCUUGUGCUGGAGGAAGCCAUCUUCCUGAUAUUACUGUGGUAACUCCAGUUUUUGACAAUGGGAAGAUCAUCUUUUUUGUGGCAAGCAGAGGACAUCAUGCAGAAAUUGGUGGGACUACUCCUGGAAGUAUGCCCCCAUUUUCAAAGGCUAUAUGGGAGGAAGGAGCUGCUAUUAAGGCAUUCAAGCUUGUCGAGAAUGGCGUGUUCCAAGAAGAUGGCAUUAUUAAGAUCUUAGAAUCUCCUGGGUCUGUUGAGUCCUUUUCCGAUGGAAAAUCGAAACAUAGGAUCCCUGGAACUCGUAGGCUUCAGGAUAACCUCUCUGAUCUCCGUGCACAGGUUGCAGCAAAUCAGAGAGGAAUAUCUCUUAUUAAGGAUCUUAUUGAGUACUAUGGCUUGGAAACUGUUCAGUCCUAUAUGAUGCAUGUGCAGGCAAAUGCUGAAGCUGCUGUCAGAGAAAUGCUGAAGUCUGUAUCCACUACAGUUGCAGACCUGCCUAAUGUGAGAAAACAAGGGGCUGAUAUAGUUAUUGAGGAAGAAGACUUUAUGGACGAUGGUUCAGUAAUACACCUCAAGCUUUCGAUUGAUGCAGUGAAAGGUGAGGCUGUUUUUGAUUUUGAAGGAACUAGUCCAGAAGUAUAUGGAAACUGGAAUGCACCAGAGGCUGUAACAGCUGCAGCAGUCAUUUACUGCCUCAGAUGCCUGGUUGAUGUUGAUAUCCCACUCAAUCAAGGUUGUUUAGCACCUGUGAAGAUACUCAUUCCUUCCGGAUCACUUCUAUCUCCAAGUGACAAGGCAGCUGUUGUUGGUGGUAACGUGCUUACAUCACAGAGAAUAACUGAUGUUGUCUUAACAGCGUUCCAGGCAUGUUCCUGUGCACAGGGUUGCAUGAAUAACUUAACUUUUGGAGAUGAAAGCUUUGGAUAUUAUGAGACCAUUGCAGGUGGAUAUGGUGCUGGGCCUACUUGGAAUGGAACCAGUGGAGUCCAGUGCCACAUGACAAACACUAGGAUGACUGAUCCUGAGAUAUUUGAGCAGAGAUACCCUGUUCUGUUACAUAGGUUUGGACUGCGUGAAGAUAGCGGUGGUGCCGGCCAUUUUAGAGGGGGUGAUGGUGUUAUUCGAGAAAUAGAGUUUCGGCGUCCUGUUGUUGUAAGCAUUCUAUCGGAGAGGAGAGUGCACGCCCCUAGAGGACUGAGGGGAGGAAAGAAUGGGGCUCGUGGUUUCAAUUAUCUGAUCAGGAAAGAUAAGCAAAUAGUGAAUCUUGGAGGAAAGAACUGCAUCCAAGUUGAAGCUGGUGAUAUUCUUCAGAUUUUGACUCCUGGAGGAGGCGGAUGGGGCAUUCCUUGAUUUUAUGACCUCCUCCAACAUUGCAGAAGGUAUAACCCCUUAUAAAUGAUAUGCGGUGCAUGGAAGCUCAGGCCCUGAGUUUUCUGAUUCAUGGUGCUCCUUCUCGAUGCAUCCUAUCAUGUUCUGUUUCUAUGGUUUUCUACAAUAAGAGGGAACCAUUACCGGUUUCACAUGCAUGUUUUGUUUCCUUUUUGUGCUUGUUUUUUUUCUUAUGGGCAUCUGAGUUCUUGAAGGACUAAGAUAGUCACCUGUUUCAUGGGCGUCAUUCCUAUGUCAUUUGUCUAGCUGGUUUAGAUGUAUGAACUGAAAGGGGAUGGUUUCGAUUAGCAAAUAAACUAACCAUGCACUACUUGGACAAUAUGAAAACUCUAUUUCUCCAUUGCAUGUGUAGGAGAAAUUAUCUCUCAAUUAGAUAUUUACUUGGGCAAGUGAUUCUAGGCAUUUGUGUUCAUCUAAACAACUGAGAGGGAGAGGUGAAGUUGAUAUGAAUCCUAUGUUAGCGCCGUAAUGGGGCCAAAACCAAAGAAUGAUUGAUUCAAGUUAUGGUGGGAUAAGCUCCAAGUAUAGAUGCAUGGGCUAUUUGUGUCAAAGAAAUGUAUGGGAGUUACAGGCUAUGUUUGUGAUUUGCAUUCAAAUUCCAAUAGUAAAAACAUACCAAGUGGGUUAGCCGUUGUAAGAAUGAAUUUUAUCUGACAAGUAGGUCUUCAUAUAUUGACCUGCUUCAUUGUUUAUUUCUUUUACAUUGAUGUCCAUGCUAGAGGAAGUGUAAGUUAAGAUGCAAAGUCUGGCUAGUUUCUUUUGCUUUCUUCAUUUCUUGUUGGAAUGUCUAACUAGGUUUCUUCA